CAAAGGUGGCUGUGAGCUUCUCACAGCCGAACCUCGAGCUUCUCUCAAAGUGGCAGCCACAGAGAAGACAGCAGACACCAUGGGAUCCCUGUCAGUCUCUACCCACAGAGGACUUGUCCACUGGCAAGGACUCCUGGUAGCCGUGUCACUCUUAACCUUCUGGUGCCAGCCCACCACAGCCCAACUCGCUAUUGUGUCGACCUAUGCUGCCGAAGGGAAGGAUGUGAUUCUACACAUCCGCAAUAAGCCUCCCAAUUCUGAAGGCUUCAUGUGGUUUAAAGGGGAAGGUGCAAAAUACAAACGUAUACUUGAAUAUUAUGAAAGAAGCAUAAGAAGGAAUAUAAAAGGUCCUGCAUCUAGUGGUCGAGAGGAAAUAAACUUUGAUGGAUCCUUGCUGAUAAAGAAGGUCUCCAAAACUGAUGCAGGAAUGUACACUAUAGUAAUCUUCCUUCAAGAUUCAAAAAAGGAAAUAGGAUUUGGAAGGCUUACUGUAUAUGAGCCUGUGAUAAGAGCCACCCUUGUAGCCAGCAACACCACAGUCACAGAGAAUAAGGAUACCGUGGUCUUUACCUGCAAUACAAAUGGACUCUUCAUUGACUGGUUGUUCAAUGGCAUGAAACUGCAUUUAAGGGAUCGAAUGAAAGUGUCUGCAGACCACCAAAGACUCACCAUAGACCCUGUCAAGAGGGAAGAUGCUGGGAUUUACCAAUGUGAAGUCUCAAACCCCAUCAUGUCUACUGAAAGCUGUCCCCUUAAGCUGAAUGUGAAAUUUAAAUGACCCUUCUUUCCUCCUAUGUUAUUAAAUCCUAAUUAAAUU
Artibeus jamaicensis (Jamaican fruit-eating bat) is the source of this 817-nucleotide messenger RNA. Its product is annotated as carcinoembryonic antigen-related cell adhesion molecule 21-like. The record is from RefSeq and is a predicted model, not a curated record. The transcript has 3 exons. Lineage: Eukaryota; Metazoa; Chordata; Mammalia; Chiroptera; Phyllostomidae. Gene Ontology annotation, biological process: signal transduction; regulation of immune system process. Gene Ontology annotation, cellular component: plasma membrane; cell surface. Bases 80 to 778 code for a protein of 232 amino acids. Gene Ontology annotation, molecular function: protein tyrosine kinase binding.